Messenger RNA from Mauremys reevesii (Reeves's turtle), 7907 nucleotides. It is a transcript of the gene TBC1D24, whose product is annotated as TBC1 domain family member 24. The transcript is spliced from 7 exons. The record is from RefSeq and is a predicted model, not a curated record. Lineage: Eukaryota; Metazoa; Chordata; Testudines; Geoemydidae. The coding region runs from base 268 to 1935 and encodes 555 amino acids.
CCGAGGCGGAGGCAAAGCAGUCCAUCCUCUUGCGCAUGCGCCUACCCCAUCGUCUCGAGGUUGGAAGGCGAUCGUGUCUGGCUCCUGCGCUUUGGCUCUGAGUGGGAGGUCGCGUGUGCGCCUGCGCCGGCCUGUCAGGCUUGGGGGAGCGGCUGAUACCCAAGCGGGUGGCGGAGGCGGUGUCGGGCCGGGAAAAAGUACGAGUCCCCUAAUGCCUGAAUAAGGUCUUUACUCUUCUGUCUUUCUGUGAAAACAUUCUCUGCAGCCAUGGAUGAAUAUAGCCGCUUUGUGGAUUGGGACAAGAUGGAUGCCACAAUCCAGGUGCAGGACUCAAAGGAGCUAAUCUGCACCGAUUUCCAGGAGUUCAAACAGCUUGCCCGACAGGGCUGUUGGGCCAAGAAUCACUCUUUGAGAGCCAAAGUAUACCUGAAGCUAAUUGGGAACAUCCCAUGCCGCACAGUGACACCAGAUGCAAACGUGUACAGGGAUAUUGUUGUGAAGAUCAUUGGCAAGCGUAAUGCUGGCACCCUGCCAUUGCCAGAAUUUGUGGAUAACAGUCUGGUUCCCAAUUACUGUUUGAAUGCAGAGGGCAUUGGGGCAGUCAGGAAGAUAAUCUGCUGCAUUGCAAAUCAGUUCCCUGACAUAUCAUUCUGCCCAGCGCUGCCUUCUGUGGUGGCUCUGCUCCUCCACUACAGCAAGGAUGAGGCAGAGUGUUUCGAGAUGGUUUGUCGCAUCCUUGCUUGCAAUGACCCAUCCAAGCGGCUCAUUGACCAGACAUUCCUGGCGUUCGAGUCCUCCUGUAUGACCUUUGGUGACCUGGUUAACAAGUACUGCCAGGCAGCACACAAGCUGAUGGUGGCAGUGUCUGAGGACGUGCUGGAGGUGUACUCUGACUGGCAGCGGUGGCUCUUUGGAGAGCUGCCCUUGGUGUAUGUUGCUCGGGUCUUCGAUGUGUUCCUAGUGGAGGGCUACAAGGUGCUCUAUCGGAUUGCACUAGCCCUUCUCAAAGUCUUCCACAAAGUGAGAGCCGGGCAGCCCAUAGAGUCGGACAAUGUGCAGCAAGACAUUCGAGCUUUUGUUAGGGACAUUGCCAAGUCAAUAUCUCCCGAGAAGCUGCUGGAGAAAGCCUUUGCCAUACGGCUUUUUUCCCGGAAGGAGAUCCAGCUUCUGCAUAUGGCCAAUGAGAAGGCCCUACAGGAGAAAGGCAUCACAGUCAAACAGAAGAGACAGAACGUGCACUUGGCAGUGCAUGCUGAGAACUUCAAGUCCGAAAUCGUCAGCGUGAAAGAGAUGAGAGACAUCUGGUCCUGGAUCCCAGAGCGCUUUGCACUUUGCCAGCCCCUAUUGCUUUUCACCACUUUGGAGCAUGGCUGCAGCCUAAACAGGUUCUAUUCUCACAGUGAAGGACAUGAACCAACGCUCCUCGUGAUCAAGACAACAGCCAAAGAGGUCUGUGGCGCUUAUUUGUCAACUGACUGGAGUGAGCGCAGGCGAGGAGGGAAUAAACUGAGUUUCUUUGGGACAGGAGAAUGCUUUGUAUUCAGGCUGCAGCCAGAAGUGGAACGCUAUGAGUGGGUGAUAAUCAAGCACCCCGAACUGGCCAUGACUACUUCUGAGCCACGGGCUAAGUCCAUGCAGGUUUCCACUGUCCUGUGCUCCAGCAGCAUCCCCUCGGACUCCUCGGAUCGUCUUUCCCCCUUCCUAGCUGCUCGUCACUUCAACUUGCCUUCCAAAACUGCUUCCAUGUUCAUGGCUGGCAGCAAUGAGUGCAUCAUCAUAGGAGGUGGUGAUGGCCAGGCCCUCUACCUUGAUGCAGACCUGAACCAUGGGAGAACCAGCCACUGCAAUACUUUCAAUAAUCAGCCACUGUGCUCUGAAAACUUCCAGAUCUCUGCCAUGGAGGUGUGGGGCUUCAAGGACACUAUGAACGUCUGAGGCUAUAACCAUCAUCAAAACAAUGAGCCUGUCAGACAUCUCAAAAUUCUCAAGACAAAUACUAAUGCAAAAGCCAAGCUAGCACAAAAAUUCCACCUGGCUCCUUCUAGCUUAGCUAUUAAGGAGCACACUAAAUGCAGGGCUUAGUUGUUUACUGUUGCUCCUUAUAUGCAAAAUGUAAAUGACUAGGUGGUGCAUCUGGUUAACUCCUUUUACCUCUGGCAAACUGGGUUCAAACCCUGAUUUAGGUAACAAGUAGAAAUGUGGGUAUCUCAUUCUAGUCCUGAGUGGACGUGUAUCCAUAUGCAAUCAGUCUCUCAGGCCAGGACUGGAACAGCAGUGUGUUGCUCAUCAGGAUGCAGGUAUAUUGGCAGAGCUGUGUGUGGCUUGUACAGUGCCUGGCUCAUGCCAGUGAUAUCAGUUUGCCACUUGCAGGAGCAGAAUAAGGUGGACUUUGCAUAUGGGUCCAUCCAUCAGGCAGAUCCGUGUAUCCAUUUUCAGCACCCUUUCCUGAGCAAGUCAGCAAAGCUUCUGAAAGGAACAAAGACUAAUAGUUGUUUUUCCCCACAUCUGAAAGCUUGUGUUCUUCAUCUGCUUGCAGAGUCUGCCCCCCUGUGGGAAGCAUCCAGUCUGGGAAAGCACUUCCUCAAAGGGCUGACUUUCUGUUUACAUUCCUAGUACAUAUCAGAAUCGUGACUUCCAAUUGUAAUAUUAUGACUCACGGCUCAGGCAGCUAAAAGCCAGCAGGCUAUAUGCAGGGCACAAACUCUUCCCCUUCUUCGUGGUUCCUGGAAGCUGACAUGAGACUUUGCACUGGGAAAUGAUAACUGGCUAGGCAGGAAAUUAGCAAUUGGAUGCAGAAACACAAUGCCUUCUCCAAAGAGAAAUGGAUAAGGGUGAGUGAGUACCUACAGAGACAGAAAAUGAUCACAUCUAUCAAUUCUGUUUUGUGUCUGGGAAUGUACUAGUUCCCCAGACAGGCUUUAGGGGGUGCUGUUUCUAUAGCACCUGAAUCUGCCCAUUGACUGAAGAGACUAGUGCUCUCUCAGUGUAAAAUGCAGCCAUGCUUUGCCAGUAAUGCCUUGUGGUGCAAGCUGGACAGGUGACACAGUCAUUUCUUCUUGCCUGAGAGUUCUGGCAGCACUUCUCCGCAGACACGCUUGGUGACUGGAAGUGAUUUCCCAUUGCCUGACAACUGAAGUUAGCAGUCCAGCUUUGAGACUUGUCCUUUCCUGGCUUAGUCUGUGUAUCUCAACGGAGGAUCAGUGUGAACACAUGUUAGAGAGAUUCCUCUGAGUACUUCAGCAGACUGAUGACUAGUGAGGGGGGAGUUCUACAGCCAGAUGGAGGGAAGAGAGAGCACGGUUUCGUCACCAGGUACAUAGUGACAUCAAUUGCAUUAAAAUAGAGAACCUUGAUUAUUACCUUUUUAAAGGUGCAUUUCUUUUAUAAAGGGAGAUCUAAAUAUGCAGUGAAGAUCAGUGGCCCAACUCUUAACUAGGCUGGGCACAAUCCCCCCAGAAUCCACUGGCUCAGGUGAGGCUGGCUAAAACUCACUUGCCCCGGCCACAUCUAAAGGGACUGUCAGACAGGUGUGUGACUUUCUGGCAGGGCACUGCCUCUCAAGAACCCACUGGCAAAGCUUAGCCUGGAAGAUGAACAGCUACUUGAGAUACCAUUGUUGGAAGCCCUUCCAUAAGAACCCAGGUCAGUAACAGAUCAUGGAUGCACCCUUUUAAAAUGAUAGAUGUACAUCAAACUGUCUGUAAUCAGAAUCUUUUGCUUGUUGGUGAAGAGUAGCAUCACUUACUCCUGCAAGAGCUAGUAACACCACAAGCACUCAUGAUGGAACAAGGAAGCAUUGUCCUUGCCCUGUGCAUCCUUGCAGUGCGUUGAAUGUGUUUGGAGAGGGCAGCUGUUGUGGCUAACCCAGAAUCCUGGGCUCUCACCUUGCUGAGUAAUGGCUGCAGGAGCAGACUCUUCUAUUCUGUCUGAAAAAUAUACAUUUGUCAGUGUUAAAUCUGAACAAAUAUUCUGUUAGAAUCUUAAGCAGCUUUGGUUCCAGCUUGUUUUGCUGCUCACCUUGAGAAGGCCUUCCUGUGCCUGUGAGGAUAGAUGCAAUUGACUGACAGCCCAUACUGUCUGACAUGCUGUGGACUUUGCAAUACUCUGUUCUGCGCGUGGCAGAAGCACAUGGAAGGUGAGUGAAUGAAGUUUGCCCCUGCUUAGAGUCAGUUUUCAGAUUUGAAUUGACUGAAUUAAGCCCCUUUUAUCUUCCAAGUGAUAGCAUGCACUAGCCGUGGGGCACGUGUCCACCCCCACAGUUGCACCGUUGGGAUUCUUAAAUGUCAGUAUUAGCAACUGGCUCAGUUAGUAAAAAAUAGUUCAUUUCAGUGCCCCCUUAAGAUCAGUCAGCAGGAGUUUCCAUCCCAGAUGGCUUAUAACAAAACUGGUCUGAGGAGUUAACUGCCCGUUCCAGGGAGGAUUCUGGCCCUACAUGGUUUGGAAGGUUUCCUAUGCCAGGAUGGAAUAUUGACAUUUUUACCAAAGUAACUAGGCUGCAAAGGGAGACUAAGCAAGCUAAGAGGGUUACGUGUGGCAGCUCUGGUUCCACUGUAGCUGUCCCUAUUUGCAUAUUGCUGAGAGUGAUGGUUAAGUUUGCUGAUGCACCCAUGGCAAUGCUGCUGAGCACAGGCCCUGGAGAACAAGCUCAGGUCCAUGAUCUGUAGACACUUACUUCAUUAACUGUUCUGGUGUGGAUGGAUCAUCUCCCAGUAGCUGGCACUGUAAAAUCUCUACAGUGCCUUUAACUUUCCAUACAGAGCUCUCAUGCCUGUUUCUCAAAGCAAGUUCUUUCCAGACUGAAAGAAACUAGUGGUAAUUCCUAUCCAUAUGUCUAUUAAUUGAGUUUGUAACAGAUUAUAUCAUCCACCUGCACCAAUGGCUGUUGGCUGAAAAGAACCUUGCAUGAUUGUACCUUGCUUUCUACAAGAACUGGCAGGUGUCCAUCUAUCUGUAGGAUAUUGAAAAGCAAAUGUCAUAUCACUUUUGAUGCUUAAUGGCAUCUAUCAACUUCCUUGGGCAAAGGAUUCAUUCAGAAAAUGCAUUAAGUAUCUUGCGGGGAGGAGUUCUCUUAAAUAUGUUCUCCCCUCUGCCUCAUUCUUCCAGCUUGUGUACAGGAUGUUCUUAGCAGUAGCUUUCAUGUAAUUAAGAUAUCACCUGUCCCUUGAGCUCUGGGUUGGCAAGAGUGGGAGACUUUCACAUUAAAGCAAAUCUCUUCAUUAAAGUCUGUCUGCAAAACACAUCCAGACACAUUCUGGUUUUCUUGCCUUCCCCCACCUCUCCCACAUGCUAGACUUGAGCCCUGCCCCAGUCCUCAAAUAACAUCUACAGAAUCCUCGCUCCAAACUGCUAGGGUGGAAACGUAACCCCAGAAAACUGCUUGAAUAGAAGAUGACAGCAAACUCAGCUUUAGAAUACUAGGCUGGUUUUUCAAAGAACCCUCAGAGAGGUAGGCACCCAAAUCCUACUGAAAGUCACUGGCACUUGGACAUCUGCCUCUUAGCAGCAAAGAAAAGCCCAGUUUUGACCUUUGCCAGGAUUGCAUUCUGUAGAAGUAGCUGAUGCCCCUAAUCAUUCCAACAUGGAGGGCCUACAAAGAAGCCCCGAGGGUAUUUCUACACUGCAGCUGGGAGGUGAUUUCCAGCACAUGUAGACAGACUUGCGGUAUCCCAGCUCAAUCUAGUGCACUGAUAAUAACAGUGUGGAUGUUGUGACAUAGGGAGCAGGUCAGACUAUCUACCCAUGUUCAGACCUGCGGGCUCGGGUAGGCUUGGACUUGAGUGGCUAGCCUGAGCCACCACCUCUCCGGUGUUCACACUGCUAAUUUUAGCACACAUGGUUGAGCUGAGCAAGUGCAAAUGUCUCCCUGGGCUGGGGAUCACACUUCACAGCUGCAGUGUAGACACACCCUAAGAAACCUGUGCAGAUGGCCUGUUACUCUAUUUCUGCAGGUGACCAUAGCAGAGUCUUUACUUCCUUGUUAAAGGAGCUCACCACAUGGGUAAUGGGAGUCUGGGGUGAGUAGCUUCUCAUGAGGCAGUCUGUGUCUAGGCAUAGGCCUUGCAAUUUGAGGGAAGGGGAGGAUACUCUUAUGACUUGGAACGAACACUACCUCACCAGGGUAAUUUGGGGGUUCCACUGCAUGAACCUCACUACUGGAAGCAAAUUGGCUGACGAGUCAGUGAAGCUGUGCUAGAAGUAAUUUCUCCCCUUGCCCAGAUGGGUGGGGUAACUAGUGACCCCUCUACUGACUGCCAUCUGUGUUCAUAUCACUCUUAAGAGGAAUGUAUUGCAGCAGCAGUUUGUUUUACCAGGAUGUGGUGCUAAAAGAUCUCAUUAGGGUGAGUACUUGAGAAAUAAAAUCCCAGAAGACCAAUUUAGUGUAUGCAGGUCCAGCACUUGGAUAACCCAACCUGACCAAGAAGCCACAACAAACAAGCAAGAGGAAUUGUAUUAUAUAAAGCUGUCUUUCGUAUUCUCCUUUUGUAGUUAUUCCAUAAAAACUAAUGCUCCUUUUCUAUGUAAAUGUUCAUGUAUAAUAUUUCUCUUUGUGAGCCUAAGGCAGCUCAGAGCUGUGGCACUAUGAGCUGAGGACCUGUCCCUUCCUCUCCAAUGGCAAAGAUGCAUCUUCUGUCUGUGAUUAAAAAUUGAUGUUAAAGAGAAAUCCAUCCAGGUCCAUGUAAAUCAGUGAGCGGUGUUGUCUAUGUUACAUGCAGAGCUCUUGGGGCUGGGUACAUAGACUAGUUUUUUAGAAGACUGCUAGAGUGGGUGACUUCUCAGAGAUCAGGGCUCCAGCUGGGAAGCGUGUAGUAUGACGAGUUACUUUAUUGUAAUUCUGAACAGCCUUUGACGACAUGUCCCUUUGGUGUGGUAUUGCGUAUUAUCAGUGCCCUUUGAUUUAUGCUGUUAGUGUGGAGCUAAGGUUCUGGCUAUUGAGAUGCAGCUGUUUCUCUUUAAGAGCAUCUCUGGCUUCCUGGGAACCCAUUUCUGAGUUGAAACUUUCUAUUAGAAGGUUUCUGGGAAUGGGGAAGGCCAGAGAAGACUAGAACCACCUCCCGCCUCCCCUAGGCAUCUGAAAAUGGGCUGAACUCACUGUAAAUAGCCUCUGACAUACAGCACAGAAGCCAACUGAUGUGUCACUGGAAACCUCUGGAAAGCUAAUUGCUCUCUGAUAAUCAUGCACUUUUUGUGAUAGUCACCUUCCAUCUUCUGUCCCUCUCACCAGAGAGGUGACAGACAAGGAGCCUCCGUGUGUAUUACAUUCUCUUCUGUGGAGAAAAUAGACUGAAUGGUACUGAAAGGGUUAAAAUUAUAUUUGCAGAAGUAUCUUUUAGCCCCCCCCCCCAAAAAAAUAAUUUUAUUGCAUAUCAAAUCAGCUGCUAAUCCCAGCAUUGGCAUGUUUGAAAACCUAGUACCUACUGAUUCACCUCUUUAUAGUUUUGGUUUUAAUCCUGAGGAAUCGGAGUUUACACUGCCUUUUGUGUCCUCAGAGCUACACUCUGAUAUCACAAAUGGGCAGGGACCAAGACCUCACCUGAAGCUGGGGCAGAGGGAAAAGUCAGCUGCUGCAAUACACAUCUGGAAUCCCCCAGAGCACAAAAUGCAUAGAGGGCUCAGAUACUGUCUCAUCACUGUGUGAUAAUAGCUCUGUCUUCUGAGCCAAUUCUUGUUUUGAGAUGAAUUUUGUACCAGUCUGUUUGUAAGUGAUGUGAAUGCAAAUUAUAUUCUGAGUGACAUUUUUCUCCAGGUGAUUGUAGUGCUGUCUAAUUGUGACUUUCUAGGUCAUGUAACUAUGCCAUCCACUAAUAUCAGUGUUGAGUGUUUAUGUGACUGCACAGAAUUUGGGUUGAAUUACUAAAAUAAAAUUUAAAUAUACAAGCUGUUGGCUUUUCCCUUUCAGCCAAAGCUGU